Messenger RNA from Trypanosoma cruzi, 1212 nucleotides. Its product is annotated as mucin-associated surface protein (MASP), putative. NCBI's taxonomy places the organism in Eukaryota, Euglenozoa, Kinetoplastea, Trypanosomatida, Trypanosomatidae. The record is from RefSeq and is a predicted model, not a curated record. The transcript has a single exon. Bases 1 to 1212 code for a protein of 403 amino acids.
AUGGCGAUGAUGAUGGCUGGCCGUGUGCUGCUGGUGUGUGCCCUCUGCGUGCUGUGGUGCGGUGCUGUUUUUGGACACGCGAUGGAGGAUUACUGCGGUGAGGGUGGAGGGAACGGUUUGAGUAAUGGUGGAGAUGACGGCGUGUCCCUAAAGGCGGACUGCGGGCUGUUAUCGACUCGAAUGGGAUUAAUAAGGGCGGUUGAAGCUGAGGAAGCUGGAUCAGGAUUGAGUGUUCCAGACUCAUCGGGUAAUUCGAAAGAUAAGGCAUUGGAAGGUGAUACGAAUGGCAGUGAAGCUGUUGGUUCAGGAGAUGUGGGUGUCGCAGGACAAGCAGCAGCACCAGCAGCACCGACGUUUGGAGGAUCAGGUACAGAAGAACAGGUUAGGGAAUUAGAAGUGGUGGGUACAAGUGAUGGAAACGUAGCAGGAGCUAAGAAGGAUCACGAGGACGUUAAUGAAGUUGAUUCCAAACACCAAAGAGCUGAACAAUUGUCUUCUUCUUCUUCAUCUGGCAGCUCUGAAACUGAGGGUGUCAAACAACCCGUUGUGAAGGAAAAUUCCAAGAGUAGCGAAACCUCCGAUAGCCCGCCGCAAGAAGAAGAAAAAGAUCCUCGCAGUAAACCUGACAGUCGUGAAGGAGAGGCGGAAGAAAAAGAAACAGAAGAAGACAAAAAAAACGCAAGCAAUCAGGCACCAACGGAGACACCUGGAGGUCUGACCAAACACACAGAAAUACAAACAGCAACAACGGAACCGAAUGGACAGUCCAGCCCUGAGGCUUUAGAGGGUGUGAAACAGUCAGAAGAAGUCCAAGGCAAAAAGGACUCAAACCACAAUUCACAAACAAAGAGCGUUGACUCCAUCGCAGCCAAUCAACAGAAGGAACCAUCUGCCGACCAUGGAGAAUCAGGGCCACCAUCACCCACGGCAAACGGUGAUGCCGCCAAUAAUGAUUUUGACAAGAGCACUGAAGACGGCAUCCCGAGCAGUGACCCAGCAGCUGAUGUUGCAGAGAAACGAAAAGAAAAACAAAAUGAAAAUAAAGAUGCCAAUCCGAAAGAAACACCAGUGACGGCCGCAGCCAUGAAAACUACGACGGCGACGACUGGCGACAGUGACGGCAGCACCGCGGUCUCCCACACCACCUCCCCUCUUUUGCUUCUUCUUCCUGUUGUUGCGUGUGCAGCUGCUGCUGCGGUGGUGGCCGCGUGA